Messenger RNA from Macrosiphum euphorbiae (potato aphid), 1185 nucleotides. Lineage: Eukaryota; Metazoa; Arthropoda; Insecta; Hemiptera; Aphididae. The record is from the annotation of a GenBank genome assembly.
AUGUCCGAGUCUGAGGGAAAUUCUUUCAACGAGAACGAAGAUGAUCAGGUGGUCGGGCUUGUCGAGUACAUCAACGAUCAGAAUGCUGAGAUUGAACAAGCCAAUCUGAUACUCGAGGCGUCCGAAAGCGACAGUUGCACUUACUCUUUGGGAUACAUGAACCGACAAGCGUUGUACGCUUGUCUGACUUGCACUGAAAAAGACAAGUUGCCUGGUGCUAUAUGUUUGCCCUGUAUGUACGAAUGCCAUGAAGACCAUGACUUGGUUGAGUUAUGGACAAAAAGGAAUUAUCGUUGUGACUGUGGAAGUGAUAAGUUAACAUCAGAGUGUAAAUUGGAACCGUCGAAACCUGAAGCAAAUGACCGCAAUGUUUACAACCAAAAUUUUAAGGGUUUAUACUGCAUUUGUCAACGCCCGUAUCCCGAUUCUGAAAAUACUGAUGAAAUGGUACAAUGCAUCGUUUGUGAAGAUUGGUAUCAUAGCAAGCAUUUGGGUACAAAAGAUAUGAAUCCAGAUGAUUAUUCUGAAAUGAUAUGUUCUGGCUGUACAUCAAAAUUAAGUUUCUUACCAGCUUACAGCCAUUUAAUUGUGACUGAUGAUUCGGUACAGAACAUCGAAAAAGGUGAUGAAUCUGAGGAUGUCGAUGUUGUGGAUACAGUUAAAGAAUCUGAAGAUAAUGUUGAAAACGGUUUAAAUGUUGUAUCCAAGGACAUGACAUCCGACAAUGCUAAAGCUGGUACUUCUAGUGGUGAAAACUGUAAAUUGAUAAAUGCAAAAUACCCAAAGAAAAUUAACGGAAGUUCUUUCUGGGUAGAAGGUUGGCGUCAAGAACUUUGUACAUGUUCUAAUUGUAUUGAACUAUAUAAGACAGAAGGCGUUCCAUUUAUUACCGAUCAACAAGAUACAUUACAGGCAUAUGAAAACAAAAGCCGUGAAAGAAUGAUAGCUAAGGAAAAACAAAGUGAAGAUGGUCUUUCCAAAGCAUUAUCAUCUAUGGACAGAGUGGCAGCAGUGGAAUUAGCUCACCAGUAUAAUCAGUUCAAAGAAGAACUAGGAGACUGGUUGGGCAGCUUUAAAGGGGAUAAAGUUGUUAAAGUGGAAGACGUGCAAGAAUUUUUUUCCGGUAUGCAAGCGAGAAAGCGUGCUAGGAUGGAUGAUGGAAUUCCUCCAAGUUUCUGUCGUUAA